UCUCUACCAACGCUCUCUCUGUUUCUCGUUUUGCGCUACUUCAAAGCUUGCUUAACCUGCGCACUUUCAACUGCUAACCUGCGCACUAUACCUGCCUGAGUGAUGAAGCCGCCAUUUCAGUUCGUAAUAAGAAUAUCAUCAAGAUACAGGAUGUAACAGUGAUCCAACGGUAGAGAUUCGCUAAUAAUGGAAGGUCAGAAAAGCCAAGCGAAGCUUACGAGGACUCAUUCUUCACUUCUCCGAUCAUCUCCGAUGCUCCGGUCGUCUAGCUAUAGUGUAUCUUCUAUUAACGAAUUGGUAGAUGAUCAUGAACCGGACAUUGAAGAACAGAAGCCCCACAGAACCGGCGCAACUCUGGUUCGAUCGGCUUCGUUCCGUUUCUGUGCCGGUACGGGCAGGGUAGCUCCUGUUAUAGCGGUUUUCUUGCUCUCUGUUUACGUUCUGUUCUAUUUCUUCAACAGGGGUGACAGAUCCAUAUCGGAGAAUCUGCUUCUAGUACUGAUUUUCUUUGCGAUUUUGCUUUACUUCGCCGGAAAGAACAAGAGUACAAUUCAUCAGGGUUAUAAUGGGUUGAAGAUGACGUGUAAUGGGUAUGGAAGGAAACUUGGUUUAGUGUCCAAUAAGCACGUUAAAGUGCAAUGGUUCAUUGGGGAGCGGAAAUUAGAUGUGAAAGAGGAGAAGGGGAAAGUGAGAGAAGGAGUAGAGGUUUACAGCAACGGGGACGUGUAUGAAGGGGAGUUUCACAAGGGGUGGUGUAAUGGUAGUGGGGUCUACACUUACUCUGUGAACAGUAGAUAUGAAGGUGACUGGAUUGACGGGAGGUACGAUGGGUAUGGGGUAGAGAGCUGGGCUAGAGGUAGCAAAUAUAGAGGGCAGUAUAGACAAGGACUGAGGCAUGGCUAUGGAGUUUACAAAUUCUUCAAUGGAGAUAUCUAUGGUGGGGAAUGGUGUAAUGGACAGAGUCACGGAAUUGGGUUCCAGAGCUGCUCCGAUGGCAGCUCUUACAUCGGUGAAUUCAAAUGCGGCGUAAAACACGGUCUCGGCUCUUACCAUUUCAGGAAUGGGGAUCGAUACGCUGGGGAAUAUUUCGGUGACAAGAUUCAUGGUUUUGGUGUGUAUCAUUUUGCCAACGGGCAUUGCUAUGAAGGGUCAUGGCAUGAAGGUCGUAAGCAAGGUUACGGAAUGUACAAAUUUAGAAAUGGUGACGCAAGGUGUGGUGAAUGGGCCUCUGGCAAUCUCAAUACUCCAUUGCCCCCACUUACUGAUGUCGUCCUUCGAGUUGUUCAGGCUAGUAGAAAGGCAGCAGAGAAUGCAAUUAACAUACGUAGGGUUGAUGAUCAAGUGAACAGGGCAGUGAUAGCAGCAAACAGAGCUGCUACUGCAGCCCGAGUUGCUGCUAUCAAAGCUGUUCAAAACAGGAUGCAUAGAAAAAUUUGUGACACUAACAAUUGAAGUUUGAUAAAUGUAAAUUUAGUACUACUAUUGGUAUGCAAAGUAUUGAAUGAAUAUUCCAAAGCCACCCUGGCUGGCAAAAUGCCUGCUAGAGGUUGAGUUUAAUGCUGUAACUUUUAGUUGACAAACAAUUAUAACUUGUAUAUACACUCUUUCAAUCGCACAUGUAUAUAGAAGAUAAGUGUU
This is a messenger RNA of Solanum verrucosum, 1638 nucleotides long. RefSeq lists its product as uncharacterized. The coding region runs from base 187 to 1452 and encodes 421 amino acids. The record is from RefSeq and is a predicted model, not a curated record. NCBI's taxonomy places the organism in Eukaryota, Viridiplantae, Streptophyta, Magnoliopsida, Solanales, Solanaceae. The transcript is spliced from 3 exons.